AUGGACACGGACGCCCAGGACGACGUGCCCACCACCAGCCGACUGCUGGAAGACAUCAGGCGGCGGCUGCUGCGCGCCUUCCAACGGGCGGUGCCACGCGCGGGCUCGAGACGGGCCCGGGAGGCGGCGGAGGCGGCGGCUGAGGCCGCGAGCGAGGAGCGUGGCUGGGCGCGCGUCGAGGGCGCCCUGGCCGGGCUACGCGCGGAGCUGCUGGAAAUGCGUUUCCAAAACCGUCGGCUGGCCAGAACUUUACUGGAUUUAAACAUGAAAAUGCAGCAAUUGAAAAAGGAGUAUGAACUGGAAAUGGCAUGGGAAUCUCAAGGCCCGGAAGAUAAUGCUGGGAACCAGAAAUAACAAAAUGCACAUUUGAUGAUCUGAACCCUAAAAAAAACAGAGACAACUCCAUUCUGAUGGUAACAUUAUGGAUGCUUUGUAUAAGCUUUUAAGGGCAAUCUGGAGACUGAAAACUCAGACGCCACAGGGAAGUGACAGAAAGCAUCUAAGAGAAGGCAAAGUGGAACAUGGUGUGUAAUCAAGUUUUAAAUUUAUUCAUUGUUUUGGCUGAGAAAUAGAUAAAAAAAUAAUGUAUCGAAGAGUGCCUUAAUACCAAUCCCCAGCUUAACUUUCUGCCAUUACCUGAACUUUCAGAAUCUGUGCUCGUUUAAUGUGAUUUUUUUGGUUUGUCCAGUGUCCAUCCAGUAUUCCUCAUUUUUU
Loxodonta africana (African savanna elephant) is the source of this 714-nucleotide messenger RNA. It is a transcript of the gene AARD, whose product is annotated as alanine and arginine rich domain containing protein. The transcript has 2 exons. Lineage: Eukaryota; Metazoa; Chordata; Mammalia; Proboscidea; Elephantidae. Bases 1 to 354 code for a protein of 117 amino acids. The record is from RefSeq and is a predicted model, not a curated record.